CGCAUAUUCUAUGGAGGUUUGCUCUUUCCCGCUUAAACCCCCUAAAACAGUCACCACCGACCGCGUCUCUUCUCUGUCCUUCAUCCCAAACUUCUCCUUGUCCCCUAAAACCUCCAAAGGUUUUCAGUUACUAGUUAAACCGGCUAGGUUGCGGCGCCUAUCAGUUGUUGCAGCUGUUGUUGAUGAUAAAACUUCAGUGCCAGGUGAUUGUUCGAGUGGGGAUGAGUUGUCUGUUUCUGAAGCUGGAGGGAAUAGUGAAAAUGGGGAAGGGUAAGGUGGUGUUGGGUCCUUGGAUGACCACAAAAUGAGCCGGAUAUGCGAUGAACUGAUUGAGGUUUUCAUGGUUGAUAAGCCCACUACAACUGACUGGAGAAGAUUAUUAGCUUCAAGUAGGGAAUGGGAUGAAAUCAGGCCUCAUUUCUUUAAGCGGUGUCAGAACCAAGCAGAUGUUGAGGAUGAUCCUGGAAUGAAGCAUAAGAUUCUUCGGCUUGGUCGGAAAUUGGAAGAGGUAGACGAAGAUGUGCAAAGACACAAUGAACUGCUUAAAGUUGUUAGAGAGGCUCCAUCUGACAUUAGUGAUAUAGUUGCCGGACGCCGCAUAGAUUUCACAGAAGAAUUUUUUGUCCAUCUUCACACAGUUUCCGAGUCCUAUUAUGAGAAUUUAGAAGAGCCAAAAGCCCUCAUCCAAUCCAGUGUAUGUGGCCAAUUCCAUCGGCUCAGCUUCAGGAAGAUAGACAACUUGGCUGAGAAAUAUCAACUUGAUUCAACAUUUCGUUCCUCUCAUUCUGAAAAUCCAUCUUCUCCCUACACUGUUUCAGAUUUGAGCUCCCCACAAAACCCAGAUGCCAAAUUCUCCGAAACACAGUCACUGAGCCAGAGCUUAAGACCUUAUUUGCUUGCGCUCUGGCUUCGAUCAUGUCGAAGUCUAAAGGACGUGAGUAGAGUUCAUGCACUUAUUUUGAGGUGUAUAAGUAAUCCUGUUACUUAUGUUUACAAUAAUUUGAUGUGUGCGUAUCUGGGUUUUGGGAAGCUAAUCCUUGCACGCAAGGUGUUCGAUGGAAUGAUUGUGAGAAAUGUGGUUUCGUGGACUGCUAUUGUUAAUGGGUACUUGAAUUUUGGGUUGGAUGAUGAAGCUUUGGGGUUGUUUAGUGAGGCUGUUGAUGAGGGGAUUCAGCCAAAUGGGAAUAUGUUUGUGUGCGUGUUGAAUUUGUGUUGUAAGAGGUUGUAUUUCGAGCUUGGGAGGCAAAUCCAUGGAGGGAUUGUGAAAGGUGGGUGGAGUAACAUGAUUGUUGACAGUGCGAUUGUUAAGUUGUACGCGCAAUGUGGAGAGUUGUCGAGCGCUUUUCAUGCGUUUGAUCAGAUGACAAAAUUGGAUGUAGUUUGCUGGACAACUAUGAUUACUGCUUGUUCACAACAGGGGAAGGGGGAGGAGGCUUUCUCGUUGUUCUUGCAGAUGUUAAGUGAUGGAUUUUUUCCAAAUGAGUUUACGGUGUGUGGUGUGCUCAAGGCUUGUGGUGAAGAGAAGCAGUUGAGGUUUGGAAGGCAGUUGCAUGGUGCUAUAAUGAAGAAGAUAUACAAAAGCGAUAUUUAUGUAUCCACUUCGCUUGUGGAUAUGUAUGCAAAGUAUGGGGAGAUUGAAGACUCGAGAAACGUGUUUGAUGGAAUGAGGAACAGGAACACAGUUACAUGGACAUCUAUUAUAGCAGGGUAUGCAAGGAAGGGUCUCAGCGAGGAAGCCAUAAGCCUCUUCCAACUAAUGAAGAGGCGAAACAUACAUGUCAACAACUUGACCAUUGUAAGCAUCCUCAGAGCAUGUGGACUGAUAAGGUGUUCCUUGUUGGGUAGGGAAGUUCACGCACAGAUGAUAAAGAACUCAGUUGAAACAAACUUAUAUCUAGGAAGUACUCUAGUGUGGUUCUAUUGUAAAUGUGGGGAGUAUUCUACUGCCACAAAGGUUCUCCAACAAAUGCCUCUUAGAGAUGUUGUCUCUUGGACUGCCAUCAUUUCCGGGGCACAUCUUGGACAUGAGUCUGAGACUAUUGAGUUAUUGAAAGAAAUGAUGGAGGAUGGUGUGGAACCCAAUGCAUUUACUUAUUCAUCUGCUCUGAAAGCAUGUGCUAACUUGGAAACUGUUAUGCACGGGCAAUUGGUUCACUCUUCUGCAUUUAAAAGGCCGGCCAUUUUCAAUGUAUAUGUGGGGAGCGCUUUGAUUUACAUGUAUGCAAAAUGUGGCUAUGUGACAGAGGCCUCUCAAGUUUUUGACAGCAUGCUGGAACGGAAUCUGGUCUCGUGGAAGGCUAUGAUAGUGGGUUAUGCAAAGAAUGGUCACUGUCAAGAAGCUUUGAAGCUCAUGUAUCGAAUGCAAGCAGAGGGUUUUCAGCUGGAUGAUUACAUCCUUGCUACUGUUCUAACUACAUGUGGAGAUCUUGAGUGGGAUAUUGAUCCUUCAUUUGAGUGUAGCCUGCGGUCCAGGUGAUCUAUUCAUUUGAUUACACUUUCAAGCCCUGUCUGCUUUCUCUCAACCCCUUUUUGAUCUUCCUCCGAAGCGAAACACCGCCGUUACAGAUCUGUCAGGUUUGCUCUCUGUUAAUCAUCUUCACUUGAUUCCUGCAUUCUCAUGUUUAAUUCUGUGAUUGAUUCUCUUUUGUGUGUUAGAUAUGGAUGAUAUAUUCAGUUAUGGCUUUUACUGUGUUUGGUCAAAUGUUGAUAAUUUAACCUUUGUUCUAUGCUAUUGUAUUGGAAAGGUGAAGGUUAUUGGUUCUUUCUGCUUUUCAUUAAUUCUAGUAGACCUUUGUUUUUGUAAUUUCGGUUGAGUUGAAUGAAUGUUAGGGAAGUUUUUGGGAUGAGAAUGUUGUAAUGAUUGAUCAUAAGACUGUAAAUUUGUUGAGAUGGAGCUGUAAUUUCACUAUUUUGUUUGCGCCGGCGAGAGUUAGGGGUUUAAGCCACAUAAUUAUUGAAGGAAACUGAUUUUUUAUGAGCGGGAAAGAAAUUUAAACCCGUCUAGUUAGGUACUUUAUUAGUUUAUUACUGUUUGAGUUUGGUAGCUCUUUUUGGUUUUCAUACCACUUUUCUGAGCUUUGUUCUUGUUUUUAUCAAUUAACUUUCAACUGUACAGAGAACUUUAACUUCUUCUUUUUUUGUCCUUUUCUUUUUUUGUGUGAAUGUGGCCAUAUAAGGUUGUGGUAAUGAUAUUGGCCUUUUAGGUAUCUGAGAACAGUAGAGGAGCUCAAUAGAGUAGAACUGCAGGAUAUGCGGAGGGAGGAUAACCUUGCUUUCAUUAUAAAUCUUUACAAUAUGAUGGACAUCCAUGCAAUACUGGUGUAGGGUCAUCCAGAUGGAGGAAUACAUCCAAGGAAGUUGUUUGGAGACUCCUAAUACGUAAUUGGUGGGUUGCAUUUUCACUUUCAGAUAUCCAAAAUGGUAUUUUAUGGGGAAACAAGCUACCACCAUACAAUCUCAUGAAGCCUUUUAAUCCAACAGAUAAAAGAUGUCUCUUCCUUAUCCAGAGCCUCUUGUUCAUUUUGCACUGGUUUUUGGUACUCAAUCUGACCCUGUCCUCUGAUGUUAUUCUCCAGGGGACAUUCCCAAAGAAUUGAUGGAAGCAGCAAGUAGCUUCUUACGAUUAUUGAUUUUGAUACCAAGGAGCUACUAAGAUUCGUAAAUGUUAACCAAGGCAUUACAAGCUGAUCAAGGAAGAGAAUGAUUCGAGAAUCUAGCAAUAGGAUGAUAACCAGCAUUGACAAUGGCAUCGGCUACAACAGUUAGCUUUGCGAUUCAUAUGUCGAAAAUUGGAGUGAUGGAGUGAUUAUUCGCGUUUUUAAGGUCCGUUAUUGGCUACUUGCACAUUCUCCAUGUUUCUGUAAUUCUGGAGGUUGACCGAAGAAAUGUUUGUGUGUUGCAUAUUUAGCCAUAUAGAUUGUUAGAUAGAAGCCAGAAGUCUCUUUGCAUAUGACGUUGUGAAUGAGCCACUUGCUUGUCACAAAACUUAUGAUGGAAACUCAUGAACAUUAAUGAACUUUGAUAGGGUCGGAUCACUAGAAGCCCCUCUCCUCUCGAACAAGAAUUUUUUUUAAAUUUUUUUUUAUGGAGGCAUCUUCAAUUUUUGCUUGCUCAUUUGGGGUUAUGCUUGCUUCAAAUGGGCACAUCAUUGCUUCAAUAUUCACUGGGAUUGAUAGUCACUCAGAU
Messenger RNA from Argentina anserina (silverweed cinquefoil), 4185 nucleotides. RefSeq names its product pentatricopeptide repeat-containing protein At4g18520, chloroplastic. Lineage: Eukaryota; Viridiplantae; Streptophyta; Magnoliopsida; Rosales; Rosaceae. Gene Ontology annotation, molecular function: protein binding. The record is from RefSeq and is a predicted model, not a curated record.